Messenger RNA from Nerophis lumbriciformis (worm pipefish), 2189 nucleotides. It is a transcript of the gene bnip3la, whose product is annotated as BCL2 interacting protein 3 like a. Gene Ontology annotation, cellular component: endoplasmic reticulum; mitochondrial outer membrane; nucleus. The record is from RefSeq and is a predicted model, not a curated record. Gene Ontology annotation, biological process: mitochondrial outer membrane permeabilization; defense response to virus; positive regulation of apoptotic process. NCBI's taxonomy places the organism in Eukaryota, Metazoa, Chordata, Actinopteri, Syngnathiformes, Syngnathidae.
CAGUAGACGUAUGUGCAUGGCCAGACUCUGCGCAUGCGCACUUUCUAGUCUUGUUGAUACAGCCCAAACUAAAACUGAGUAGUCAACAUGUCCACCGCUGCUGCUCAACAAAACAAUAACGAAGAGCCCGGACUACACGGCUCUUGGGUGGAGUUGGAGUUGAACGGAAAUACUGGCGCUCAGGGCGUGCACACUACCUUGCAGAUGACACCUGCUGAAGACCAACUAAAUGCAAACACUGGCAUAAGUCAAACCUUGGAAGUGGUGCCUGAGCUCGAUGAAACCCUCAUUGGAGGUCUAGAACAUGUUCCCUCGUCCUCUUCCAUUCACAAUGGAGACAUGGAGAAGAUCCUCCUAGAUGCGCAGCACGAAUCGAGUGCGAGUAACUCCUCGUGUGACAGUCCCCAUAGGCCACCAAGUCCUGAACAGGAUGAUGGUCAGAUUACCUUUGAUGUGGACAUGUCUAGUCCAAGAGGUAGUCAGUCAGAAGAAGGUGGCACAGACAAAGACAAAGAGGAUGACAUCCUCAUGAACAAAGAAGUAGAUUGGGUUGAUUGGUCCAGCAGGCCAGAAAAUAUUCCGCCAAAGGAGUUCCACUUCAGGCACCCUCGGCGUGCAGUUUCCCUUAGUAUGCGAAAGAGUGGCGUCAUGAAGAAAGGCGGCGUAUUGUCUGCUGAAUUCCUGAAAGUUUUCAUCCCGUCUCUUCUCAUUUCACACAUCCUCGCUCUUGGAAUUGGGGUGUACAUCGGUAAAAGAAUUGCCACGGCCUCCGCCAGUUCUUUCUGAGUAGAAAAUGAAGCAGUGCCUGGAUGUCCCUCGUCUUUCAAGCAAUCUGUUGUCCAGCGUGUCUACCCACAGUCAUCGUGCACCCACAUCCAAUCAGCGUUAGAUUCUGUCACAUUGUAAGUGUAUUCACACACAUGUUGUAAUGUGGUUGCACUCCUUCACAUCUUGACCCCAGGGCAUCCCAGUUGACUCGUAUCCAGUCGAUACUAGUUCCUGAUCAAGAUGGGAACUAUCAUCACGUUCAAACACAAAUGUGACAAGAGUUUGACGUCAGUCAGCUUUAGGAUUGGGAAUGGGUCCGCGGUAUUUUGCUCCGUAUUGUUUUUUGUUGUUGUUUUGUCACCAGAAAUCUUGGCCUUCUAGCUGCUCUUUCAGUUACCACCGUCUGUGAACCAAAAAUGUGCGCCGUAUCUGCAAUAUGAACAAAAGUACAGGUAGUUUAUAUCUGAGAACAGAAGGAGUUUGUAUCGCCUUAACUUUGUGAGCAUGUGUGCAGUCGUCGGAUGGAAAUAAACAAUGCUGCACAGUGGGAUCCCACUUUUUUUUAAGCUUUGUUUGGAAGAUUGAAAUACUUUAUCAUGAUCGACCAUGUAGCCACUGAGUUGUGUAUUUUGUGUUAAUCUGAGUAUUUUGGAAGAGUUUAACACGGGCCAUAAGCUGGUUUUUAUUUAUUAUAUUUUUCUUACAUUACAGCAACAAUGUCAUAUCUUUUACUACUGCACAUCGGUGAUAUGUCAUUAGACUGUUUUUCCCUAACACGUUUAAAUAUGUAAAUGUGAAGAUACUUUAAGAUGUGCUAUGCUCCAACUAAUAGAAACCUCCUGACAUUGUAUUAAUAUUAAUACAUUGAUAUCUGCAUAUAUGUAGUGUCAGUGAUGUGUUUUUGCUGUCAUCUCCCCGGUACUUGCUUCACGGUUUGAGGCAAAAUCCACAAUGAGCCUGUCUAAAUAUUUCCAUUCGUGUCAUUUAAAUAACAUGUACAGCGUGUUUCUAGAAAAGAAAUACAGUAAGUAGAUAUACAUUUCCUAAUGUAAGUGCAUUUAAUUUCUGUAUAUUGAUGCCAAUUGAUGAAGAUGGAUGUGUGACUCGUCUGUCAGUGCUUUUAAGUUGUUAAUCAUGUUAAAUGACAGAACAUUGUUUUGGUUGCUGUGACAGAUUUGGUUUUCAACAUAUAAAACACUGACCAACUCAUCUUAAAUAUCAAUAUGGGCUUGUGUACAGUUAUUAAGGCAGUGACUUGCGUGAAAAUAUAAGGUGCCAUAAAGAAAAUGUAUAGUCACUAGGACUCAAACAUGUAUAUGUCAUCAUUGACAUAGGCUUCUGCACAGCUGAUAAGCAAUCAGUAGAAAUAUUAGAAACUCUGAACUGACUUUGUACUGAAUAAAGCUGAAAAUAAAAACAAA